Molecule: messenger RNA, 6828 nt
Organism: Perca flavescens (yellow perch)
Lineage: Eukaryota; Metazoa; Chordata; Actinopteri; Perciformes; Percidae
Gene: adamts10
Product: ADAM metallopeptidase with thrombospondin type 1 motif, 10
Exons: 27
Coding region: 371-3760 (1129 amino acids)
Biological process (GO): proteolysis; extracellular matrix organization
Cellular component (GO): extracellular matrix
Molecular function (GO): metalloendopeptidase activity
Source: RefSeq, a predicted model, not a curated record
CGCCUCCUCUCCGCUCGCUGCGGAGGACAGAGGACAGAAUCACAGCGGAAUCUUCUGCAAGGGGACACGGGGAAGGGCUAUAGAGAGGAGUUGAAACCUACCAGUGCUGCUGAGUCCCUUGGGAUAUCCGUCCAGGUUUUUCCUGCUCCUAUGAGGACUCGUCCAGGAUCAAUUACCACUCACUGAUCACCACACUGUAGAGGCUGCUAUGUCUGAACCCACGGAUCUUUCAGCAGCCAUGGCCCAACAGAGCGCUGAGCUGUCCCACUGCUAGGCGACGGGGCAUCCGAGAGGGCAGAAGACAUGUUGGGACAGAGGCCCGGGGACCACUGCACUGAAUUCUGUUACUAUAGCAACUACUGUAGUAACCAUGGAAACGCUAUGGAGGACUGGUCUUGUCUGCACUGUCAUCGUCAUCAUGGUUGCCACAGAGGUCGAAGGAGGUCACAGAGAUGAGUUUGUCCAGUCACAAGCUGCUUUCCUGUCCAGUCUAGGCCAGUAUGAGAUUGCCAUCCCAGUACGUGUAGGACCUAAUGGCCAGGCGCUGGAUGCAGAAAUGUCGCAACACCACAGAUGGAAACGCAGCACUGAAGAAAGACUGCCUGACUCUCUCUUCUACCAGCUGUCCACGUCACGUAACAACUUCCUGCUGAACCUAACGCUGCAGGGAGGCCUGCUGUCCCGGCAGUUCAGAGUGGAAUACUGGAAGAAAGGCCGAUUGGCCUGGAGUCAUCCUUAUUCUCCCCACUGCCACUAUGUUGGACACCUCCAAGAUCAGCCGCACUCCAGCAAAGUGGCCCUGAGCAACUGUAACGGCCUGCAGGGGGUGAUUGUUGCAGGGGGAGAGGAGUACCUGAUUGAACCCCUUGUCUCACCAGAUAACCAGACCAGGCAGGAGAGGGGGGAGAGAGCAGAGGGGCGCCCCCAUGUGGUUUACAAGCGGUCGUCGCUCCGCCAUCAGUACAAGGGCCAAUCCUGUGGAGUCAUUGACGAGAAGCCGAUGAAAGGCGCGUCAUGGUGGCAACGAACUCUGAAGACGCCUCCUCAUCAUGUCGGGCGCGGCCAGCUGCCUCUGAAGCGCUCAGUUAGCCGGGAGCGCUACGUGGAGACGCUGGUGGUAGCCGACAAGAUGAUGGUGGGUUACCAUGGUCGCAGGGACAUCGAGCAGUACAUCCUGGCUGUCAUGAAUAUUGUUGCCAAACUGUUCCAGGAUUCUAGCCUGGGGAAUGCAGUCAACAUUGUGGUUACACGGCUCAUCCUGCUAAUGGAAGACCAGCCAACACUAGAGAUCAACCACCAUGCAGGGAAGUCUUUAGACAGCUUCUGUAAGUGGCAGAAAAACAUCCAGCACCGCAGCAGCUAUGGCAACGCCAUACCAGAUAACGGGAUCGCUCACCAUGACACUGCUGUGCUUAUUACCAGAUACGACAUCUGCAUUCAAAAGAACAAGCCCUGUGAAACUCUAGGUCUGGCUCCUGUAGGAGGGAUGUGUGAGCCAGAGAGGAGCUGCAGUAUCAAUGAGGACAUCGGCCUGGGAACAGCCUUCACUAUCGCCCACGAGAUAGGACACACGUUUGGGAUGAACCAUGACGGGAUGGGGAACGCCUGCGGGCCCCGCAGCCAGGAGACCGCCAAGCUGAUGGCUGACCACAUCACCAUGAAGACUAACCCAUUCAUCUGGUCCGCCUGUAGCCGGGAUUACAUCACCAGCUUCCUGGACUCAGGUAUGGGCUCCUGCCUGAACAACAUCCCUCCCAAGCAGGAGUUUGUGUACCCCACCACAGCGCCGGGUCAGGCCUACGACGCAGACGAACAGUGCCGCUUCCAGUACGGCGUUAGAUCUCGACAAUGUAAAUAUGCGGAAGUCUGCAGUGAACUUUGGUGCAUGAGCAAGAGCAACCGUUGUAUCACCAGCAGCAUUCCCGCUGCAGAGGGAACCAUCUGUCAGACCAACACCAUAGAGAAAGGGUGGUGCUAUAAGAGGGUGUGUGUGGUGUACGGGACUCGUCCGGAGGGCGUGGAUGGAGGCUGGGGUCUGUGGUCACCCUGGGAGGAGUGCAGCAGGACUUGUGGAGGAGGAGUCUCCUCGUCUAUCAGACACUGUGACAGCCCCAGGCCAACUAUUGGUGGAAAGUAUUGUUUGGGGGAGAGAAAGCGCUUCAGGUCCUGCAAUAUUGAUGAUUGCCCUGCAGGCUCUCGGGAUUUCCGGGAGAUUCAGUGCUCUGAUUUCAACAGCGUUCCUUUCCGGGGAAAGUUUUACACCUGGAAGCCAUACAGAGGAGGUGGGGUGAAGCCCUGUUCUCUCAACUGCCUGGCAGAAGGAUACAACUUCUACACAGAGCGUUCUCCAGCCGUGGUAGAUGGCACACCUUGCCGAGAUGACUCUCUGGAUGUGUGUGUAAAUGGAGAGUGUAAGCACGUAGGCUGUGAUCGAGUCCUUGGCUCAGACGUUCGCGAGGACCGCUGCCGGAUUUGUGGGGGUGACGGGAGCAGGUGUAUGUCUGUGGAGGGACUCUUCAAUGACUCGCUGCCCGAAGGAGGUUAUGAAGAAGUGGUCAGAAUUCCUAAAGGAUCAGUGUUCAUCCACAUACAAGAGCUCAACAUCUCCCUCAACUACCUGGUGCUGAAGAGUAAAGGGGACCAGUACUUUAUCAAUGGGAAGCUGACCAUUGACACACCACGCAGGUUCGAUGUUGCCGGUACCACCUUCCACUACAGGCGGCCCACUGAUGGACCAGAAACUCUUGAAGCUCUGGGGCCAACAAACAUAACCCUGACGGUCAUGGUGCUUGUGCGGGAGGAGAACCCAGGGAUCCACUAUCGCUUCAACCCCCCACUGAACAGGGAACCUCUGACUGGCUUUGCCUGGCACUACAACUCCUGGUCACGCUGCUCAGCUCUCUGCGCUGGAGGUGUGCAGACACAGCAGGUGGUGUGUAGGAAGCAGGCCGAUCAUUCAGUCGUCUACAACCACUUCUGUGACAAGAAGAACAAACCCAAAGAGAAGAGGAGAACCUGCAAUACUGAGCCGUGCUCUCCGUCCUGGUGGACAGGAGAGUGGUCAGAGUGCAGUCGCAGCUGUAACGGUGGCCUUCGGACACGGGAGGUGUUAUGUAAAAGGAGGAUCUCUGUGACGGAGGAGAAGGUCCUGGACGACUCAGCGUGUAUAACCCAACGCCCUUCCCCCACUGAGCCCUGCAGCAACCACAGCUGCCCCCCUGAGUGGCUGGCCCUGGACUGGUCCGAGUGUACGCCCAGCUGUGGUCCUGGCUACAGGCACCGUGUGGUCUUGUGUAAGAGCGGGGAGAGCGGUGAUAACCUGCCAGAGUCCAAGUGCCCUAAACAUGGCCGGCCCACCUCCAGGGUACGCUGUAACCUGCAGCGCUGCCCUCCCCCUCAGUGGGUGACGGGUCCCUGGGGAGAGUGUUCUGCCAGGUGUGGUCUGGGUCAGGAGAUGCGUUCGGUGCAGUGUCUGACCCCCUCCCGCCAGCCGUCCAAUGAGUGUCUUGAACAUCAGCGGCCAGCAGGCAUGCAGCAGUGCAAGAGCAAAUGUGACCUCAAUCUGCCCAUCAGUACAGACAACCCCGAAGGCCAAAUGCCGGGAGGAUUUAUGUCAUUCCAUACAAGUCGUAUAAGUCUGAACAAUAAAGAGUGUAAAGAUGUGAACACUGUGGCCUACUGCCCCCUGGUGCUCAGGUUCAAGUUCUGCAGCAGGCCAUAUUUCAGACAAAUGUGCUGCAAGACCUGCCAGGGACACUGACCUGACACCGUGAAGCUCACAGCAUCCACUCUCUGGGUCCUGUACACACUCACAGUAAGCCUGAAACCCUCCCACUGAGCCUUGUAACAGCAGCCCUCACACUACCUCUAUCAGAGGAGUGAGAGAUCGAGCUGGAAUGCUGUCGGACUGACACCUGGUCCUGUUACUGUUAAAGAGGGACCUUUUUUCCAGCCAGAAUCCAGCACAAACCAGACGCCUCUCCGGGCCGAGCUGGGCCAUAACAGCCUGAGCUGAGUUUUACAUUCCACUGGAGGGAGGGCUGCAGAAACCUGGAGAGGCAGAGAGAGGGAGAGCGCAACUUCCCUCCAUCGCCUGUCUUUCUAAUGAUCCCUCUGUUGUAAUAUUUUGGUGCUACUAUAUUUCUCUUUGGCCGCAGGGCUGGUCGCAGUACUCUCUUAAACCUGUAUGUUAACAGGUGACAUUUGUUUAGUUACGAAUUUAAAAAAUCCACUUUGUAAAGAAAAUAGAUUUGCCAGAUAUCUUCGCCCAUGAAAAGGAAUAUCUUAUGCUAUAAAAUGAAAGUUUUGUUUCUAUGUUAUCUAAUAGUUGUUACUUGACCACAUUGUUUUUAUGCCAUUGCUUCGUUCCGUAUCAACAUAUUCAUCAAGUCCUCGCUGUUAUUCAGCUGAAGUAUGAGCAGAGUUUGAUUUGCACAAAGUGUCAGCAGUCAGAGGUCUUGUGUAUUUUAUGUUUGUUUUGAUUUGACUUGAUCUCUCUAUGGAAGCUAUAAAUGUGUCACUGCAGUGAACCUGCCGUAGUCUUGCCAUUUUGGUUAGUUUGCUUAAAUGUUAUCACCUCUACAGUAAAACAGAGCUUCAAGCUGCACAGGACACAUAGAGACACUUAGUGAUGUGAGCAAAGCCAGUGCUGACCACCAACCAGGACAUUUUUAGAUUAUAGGAUUUUUUUUUUGUGUCUGCGGCAGCUCGGCUCAGUGUCAUUAUCUGAAAAUCCCUCAGUGUAGGGCCUUGCUGUUCAUUUUUAUUUUUUUAUUUUUGACACGUUACCACUCAAUCGACAGUGCUAGUAACUUUUACUGUGAGUGGAAACCCCGAGCACAGUGAGACACAGUUGAGUCAGCUCUGCCAGCAGGAACAGGCCCAGUGAGGAGGAGUGAAGACAUUUGACCACACUGCUUUCAAACAGCAUUUUAUAGUAUGAGUGCUAAUCUGAGGAUGGAUUUACACACCCAUAAAAUAUCUGAUUUCUUUGUGGCAAUGAUCUGAUGUAUCUGAUGUAGUCGGAAACCAUCAUUAAGCCUGCUGUGGAAAGAUUUCUGCCACAGAUUAUUCUAAACUAGAGAAUUAUCAUUUAAACUAAUCUUCCAGUGUGAUAAUAGCUGAUUUUUUUGACCAUGUGGGGGCAGUAGAAAUAAGUUGUUUUAAAUUGUUGAGUUGUUGAACUUGUUAGCAAACAAUUGCCUAUUUACACAUCCCGCUGUUACAGAGCAACGUUCAUUUGGAGUCAUGUUUGUGUCCACCUGAUGAAUAUAAGUCAAUAUUCACUCUCUUUGAGCUCUGUUUUGGUCUCUACCAACUCCUGAUGGAAAUAUCUGCCAUUUCCUGCUAAGCAGGUAGUGUACAGUGAUUUUUCUUAGAGGUUUUUCAUUGAAAACAGCUGCCUGCUGCAGCUGAAAAUUACUGAAUGAGAGCAAUGAGAGUGAACCAAAAACUGUAAAGUCGUGGGCUGAACAGCUAAACAAUAGUUUAAACUAUAGUUGCUUAAUUGAAUCGACACAGUCAGUGUAAAGCUGUGCGCUGAAUUCUCAAAAAGCCCAAAACCACUGUGCAAAUAAAUGUCAGCUAUUGUCCUUCUAAAGAUAGUGAUGGGAUUAUGUCACCCUAAAGGUCACAGAUUCCCAGCUGUUGUGCAUUUGUGUAGCGCUGAUUUCAUUGAAGAUUUUUUUAUUGACACAGAAAAAAAAAAAAAAAGCAGUUUCAGCUGUUUCUCCAUCCUGAAUACUUUUCGACACAAGAGAUUAGUCAUCACUGUGACGUCCACUGUGCUCUGCUGUGGCCGGUGUCUUCACAAACGUUCACACUGAUCACCGCUGAAAGCAGCUCUGUGUAACACUACAUGUCACAUCAUUUCAUUGUAAAGAGACAAAGCUACAGUUUGUCUUUAUGGGGAUUAGCUGCAAUGUUCUUUCUUUUGUUUUGUUUUAUUGUGGUGCUUUGGUUUGGAUUGGUGCUAUUAGUUCACUGUUGUUGUAAUUGUUAUCAUUUUAACAAUUGUGCUUUUAAUUAUUCAGAAAUCAAUUUGAGCCUGUUGUAACAAUACCAAUCUGCAGAGCUGGUCCCCUCACCCACCAGCCAUCCUCUUUGGGUUCCUUUGUUCAUUUCUAUCAGAAUAUAAGCUUUUAAUGUACACUCCCUGACUUGGUUAACAUGGCCAGUAGUGCCUCAAAAUCACAAUGCAAAUUGUAGAAUUAUUUCAAAUACCGUAGCAAAUUCUGAAAGGGCACGGUACAGAUAUUGGCAUUUCCCAGCGCUCUAAACAUCUUAACAAUUUUAGGACAAUAAAAAUAACUUAUUUGGGCGGCAUAAACAAACCUUUAGGUUUUGGGAACGCCUUAACAAAUGUUUGGUACUCGGAUGGUGUGUAGGGCUCAAAAAAGUCAAACAGUCUUGGGGUAUAGAAACGUAAACGUGGGGCAUAGAGACAUUAUUUAAUUUAAAGUUUUUGUGCGGAUCAUUUGUAUGCCAUCGGUGUACAGCUAACUUCACCCCCACAGUUUUCAUUAUUGAACACACAAUUUGUAUCAUUUAUCAAUUGCACACAAAGUUUCAGAAGAUAGUUCUUGUUUUAGUCUCUGAAAGGCGUUUUAUUUUCUCUGUAUCUACCUGUGCCUAUAAUAAAGGUUCACACUGAGAAGUGAGCCUGUUUUAUCUGAGUAAAUAAGAGGGACAGUACCGGUAAUUGUUGUUUUGUUUUGUCACAUGAUAAUUAUAACAUGACAUGUACUGUAUGUUGUUCAAUACUAUAGAAAAUGAAUCUGUUUGUCCCCCAUGUACAUCUUUUUAAAAGGAAAUAUUAAAUUGAUUAAA